CCUAGGGAUGGUGUGCAUGGCUUGGUGCCAAGCUGCUUAGAAGUGAGACAGCAGUGGGAACAUCAACAUCCACAGCUGCUGUUGCAAAUCAGAAAGGGGAGUGUACACCACUGGAGGCACCAUGCGUGAAUGCAUCUCCAUUCAUGUUGGCCAAGCUGGGGUUCAGAUUGGCAACGCAUGUUGGGAACUCUUCUGCCUGGAGCAUGGAAUUGAGCCAGAUGGAACCUUCAAGGAAGAUACCAUAAGUAUUUGCGAUGACUCCUUUGCUACAUUCUUCAGAGAAACAGGCACCGGGAAGCAUGUGCCACGGGCUAUCAUGGUGGAUUUGGAGCAAACUGUAGUUGAUGAGGUGCGGGCUGGAGCUUACCGUCAGCUUUUCCAUCCAGAACAGCUCAUCACUGGCAAGGAAGAUGCUGCCAAUAACUAUGCCCGUGGUCACUACACCAUUGGGAAAGACAGGAUUGAGAUAGCAUUGGAUCGCAUUCGAAAACUGGCUGACACUUGUUCUGGUCUACAAGGGUUCCUGAUUUUUCACAGCUUUGGUGGAGGCACGGGCUCUGGCUUUACCUCCUUGCUGAUGGAACGCCUUUCUGUGGACUAUGGCAAGAAGUCCAAACUGGAGUUUGCCAUCUAUCCAGCCCCACAGGUUUCCACAGCAGUGGUGGAGCCCUACAAUUCUAUCCUGACCACCCACACCACUCUGGAGCACUCUGACUGUGCCUUCAUGGUGGACAAUGAGGCCAUCUAUGACAUCUGUCGUCGUAACCUGGACAUUGAGCGCCCCACUUACACCAACCUCAACCGCCUCAUCAGCCAGAUCGUCUCCUCCAUCACUGCUUCCUUGCGCUUUGAUGGUGCCCUGAAUGUGGACCUGACAGAGUUCCAGACCAACCUGGUGCCCUACCCUCGCAUCCACUUCCCAUUGGUGACCUAUGCUCCCAUCAUCUCCUCCGAGAGGGCUUACCAUGAGCAGCUUUCUGUGGCUGAGAUCACCAGCUCUUGCUUUGAGCCCAACAACCAGAUGGUGAAAUGUGACCCUCGUCAUGGGAAGUACAUGGCCUGCUGUAUGCUCUACCGUGGUGAUGUGGUGCCCAAAGACGUCAACGUAGCGAUUGCUGCCAUCAAGACUAAGAGAGCAAUCCAGUUUGUGGACUGGUGCCCAACUGGUUUUAAGGUUGGCAUCAAUUACCAACCUCCUACUGCAACUCCUGGGGGAGACCUGGCCCAAGUCCAGCGUGCCGUCUGCAUGUUGAGCAAUACCACAGCCAUUGCUGAAGCCUGGGCGAGGCUCAACCACAAGUUUGAUCUCAUGUUUGCCAAGAGAGCCUUUGUGCAUUGGUAUGUUGGUGAAGGCAUGGAAGAAGGGGAGUUUGUCGAAGCUCGAGAGGACCUGUCUGCGCUGGAGAAGGACUAUGAGGAAGUGGCAACUGACUCCUUUGAUUCGAUCCUUGACAGCGAGGCUGUUUAACAGUUUGCUCCUCUCUGUAAA
Sceloporus undulatus (fence lizard) is the source of this 1489-nucleotide messenger RNA. RefSeq names its product tubulin alpha-4 chain-like. The record is from RefSeq and is a predicted model, not a curated record. Gene Ontology annotation, biological process: microtubule cytoskeleton organization; mitotic cell cycle. Lineage: Eukaryota; Metazoa; Chordata; Lepidosauria; Squamata; Phrynosomatidae. The transcript is spliced from 5 exons. Gene Ontology annotation, cellular component: microtubule; cytoplasm. The coding region runs from base 122 to 1468 and encodes 448 amino acids. Gene Ontology annotation, molecular function: GTP binding; structural constituent of cytoskeleton.